AUGGACCCCGUGAGUCAGCUGGCCUCCGCGGGCACGUUCCGGGCGCUGAAGGAGCCCCUCGCCUUCCUGCGAGCGCUGGAGCUGCUUUUUGCGAUCUUUGCGUUUGCAACAUGCGGUGGCUAUUCCGGAGGCCUGCGGCUGAGUGUGGACUGUGCCAACAAGACGGAAAGUAACCUCAGCAUUGACAUAGCAUUUGCCUACCCAUUCAGGUUACACCAGGUGACGUUUGAAGUGCCCACCUGCGAGGGGAAGGAGCAGCAGAAACUGGCAUUGACUGGUGACUCCUCAUCUUCCGCCGAGUUCUUCGUCACGGUUGCUGUCUUCGCCUUCCUCUACUCCCUGGCUGCCACCGUCGUUUACAUUUUCUUCCAGAACAAGUACCGGGAGAACAACCGGGGCCCGCUCAUUGACUUCAUCGUCACUGUAGUCUUUUCGUUUUUGUGGUUGGUGGGUUCAUCAGCUUGGGCGAAAGGACUGUCUGAUGUCAAGGUCGCGACGGAUCCUAAGGAAGUAUUGUUACUGAUGUCAGCUUGCAAACAGCCAUCCAACAAAUGCAUGGCUGUCCACAGCCCUGUAAUGUCCAGCUUAAACACUUCCGUGGUCUUUGGGUUCUUGAACUUUAUCCUCUGGGCUGGAAACAUCUGGUUUGUUUUCAAGGAGACCGGCUGGCAUUCCUCGGGACAGAGAUAUCUUUCAGACCCAAUGGAAAAGCACUCGAGUAGCUAUAACCAAGGCGGGUACAACCAAGACAGCUAUGGGUCAAGCGGCGGGUAUAGCCAGCAGGCGAGUAUGGGGCCAUCCUCAGAUGAGUUUGGCCAACAGUCCAGUGGCCCCGCUUCUUUUACCAAUCAGAUUUAACAGG
Messenger RNA from Prionailurus viverrinus (fishing cat), 862 nucleotides. RefSeq names its product synaptoporin (gene SYNPR). The record is from RefSeq and is a predicted model, not a curated record. The transcript has 6 exons. Lineage: Eukaryota; Metazoa; Chordata; Mammalia; Carnivora; Felidae. Bases 1 to 858 code for a protein of 285 amino acids. Gene Ontology annotation, cellular component: synaptic vesicle membrane; synaptic vesicle.